Molecule: messenger RNA, 1539 nt
Organism: Carassius gibelio (silver crucian carp)
Lineage: Eukaryota; Metazoa; Chordata; Actinopteri; Cypriniformes; Cyprinidae
Product: achaete-scute homolog 1a-like
Exons: 2
Coding region: 149-739 (196 amino acids)
Biological process (GO): sensory organ development; regulation of neurogenesis; neuron differentiation
Cellular component (GO): RNA polymerase II transcription regulator complex
Molecular function (GO): RNA polymerase II transcription regulatory region sequence-specific DNA binding; DNA-binding transcription factor activity, RNA polymerase II-specific; protein dimerization activity
Source: RefSeq, a predicted model, not a curated record
AAAAGGCCACGCUGUUUCCAUCUCACAACUCAGAACAGGUCGAGAGUCCGGAGCAGCCCUGCCCAUUGAAGCCACACGUGAACGCCACGAGCAAGACGCACGGCCACUGGGCAUUCCAAAGAAAACGUUUGUGCGUUUCCUCCGCGAAAUGAACAUCACUGCCAAGAUGGAAAUAAGCGUAAACCAGCAGCAGUUCAUGCCACCUGCUUGCUUUUUUGCCUCUCAGAGCAUCCAACUCAGUCCGACCGACAGCCAGUGCAGCACCAAGUCCGUGUCGAAGCAGGCAAAGAGGCAGCUCUCAUCCGCUCCGGAGCUGCUCCGGUGCAAAAGGAGACUCAACUUCGCCGGCUUCGGGUACAGUUUGCCCCAGCAGCAGCCGCACGCGGUGGCCAGGCGAAACGAGAGAGAACGCAACCGGGUAAAGCUGGUGAACAACGGCUUUGCUACUCUCCGCGAACACGUUCCCAACGGAGCGGCGAACAAGAAGAUGAGCAAAGUGGAGACGCUGCGCUCGGCUGUGGAGUACAUUCGCGCGCUCCAGCAAUUAUUAGACGAGCAUGACGCAGUAAGCGCGGCGUUCCAGUCGGGCGUCCUGUCACCCACCAUCUCCCAAAACUACUCUAAUGACAUGAACUCUAUGGCCGGUUCGCCCGUGUCCUCUUACUCCUCAGAUGAGGGCUCAUACGACCCUCUGAGUCCUGAAGAACAAGAGCUCCUGGACUUCACCAAUUGGUUUUGAACGUCCAUGAAAGGAAAUACCUAAAAAUCGCAGUACUCGCUUGGGAGGCAAUCGGAUGUCCUCCAAGAACACAAAGCUCUGCGUUUGCGCUGCAGUCCGGUGCGGAUAGACUCGGAUCCACACCCAGAGAUGGCCCAUACAAACUGGCAAACCAGGGGUCCCGAGUGUCAUAGAGCCAGUGGACUAAAAGGGAAGAGCGGGAGUCCAGUCCUUCCAGCGCAUUCGCCCAAGAAAACAAUUUUUAAUAUGACAACAAUAAGCAGACGUUGUUCUAUAUCUAUGCUAAUGUAAUCAAAGAAGGUUUGCCCUGAUAGACCCCUCUCACAACUCUAUUAUGCUUCCAACUUGGCGACUUUUAAUAUAUGAAGUUCUAUUUGUAUAAAACGUUGUUUUUAAAUAUAUUAAGCUAUUUUUGUAUGUAAGAGAUUUAUAGAUGUUUUUGUACACAUUCAUUUUAAUAUGUAUCUAUUUUUGACAUAUAGCCUGCCGUAAAUUGCUCAUUACCUCUCGCCUAUUCAGACUUAGUCUCAAAUGCAUCGCAGCUGGCAAUUCCCUUUACAUAUGUGGAGGUUUUAGAGGAGUUAAAGUUUCAACACCAACGUGUCUUAUUUAAUAAUAACUGCAAUGGUAAUAGGUUUGGAGUGAUCAAAUGUUAUGCAGCUAUUGCCCAAACGGAGGUGUUUUGUCUCCCCACACUGCCUGUUCCACUUUGCCUUCACAAUGCUGGGUUUUGCAUCUCAGAAAAUAAGAAUAUGCCUUAUCUCCAUAUUUUCUACAGUUUAGUCUCAUAAUAAAAGUUU